Messenger RNA from Loxodonta africana (African savanna elephant), 3484 nucleotides. RefSeq names its product E3 ubiquitin-protein ligase TRIM21-like. The record is from RefSeq and is a predicted model, not a curated record. Gene Ontology annotation, molecular function: ubiquitin protein ligase activity; protein kinase binding; zinc ion binding. The coding region runs from base 204 to 1724 and encodes 506 amino acids. Lineage: Eukaryota; Metazoa; Chordata; Mammalia; Proboscidea; Elephantidae. The transcript has 5 exons. Gene Ontology annotation, biological process: protein polyubiquitination; positive regulation of canonical NF-kappaB signal transduction; regulation of viral entry into host cell. Gene Ontology annotation, cellular component: cytoplasm; nucleoplasm; cytosol.
CCUUUGAAGGAUUUAAGCUGGGGUGGACAUGAUGAAAGCAUAGUUCUAAACAGUUUUACCUCUGAGAUUCUGGACAAUUAUAUUUGCCUCUUUUGAAGACUGUUUCCCCUUCUGUCUGACCAGACUAUGGAGGAGAAGCCCUUGUUAUUCAGAUUGACGUUCUUGCUUUUUCUUGUUUUUAUCCCCUCCUGUUCACCACCCCCAUGUCCUCCUUUGAAUCAUUUUAUUUUUCUCACACAACCCUUCCCAUCUUCUUUCCUUUUCUCCUCUCCCCACUAGUCCCCCACAAGAUCUCCGUGGUGCUGUUUAACAGGAACACUGCCCCUGUGGCCUCAGCGAAGCCCCUGGCAAUGAUGUGGGAGGAGGUAACAUGCUCUGUCUGCCUGGAUCCCUUCGUGGAGCCUGUGAUCAUUGAAUGUGGCCACAGUUUCUGCCGAAAAUGCAUCUCUGAGGUCGGGAAAGAUGGCGGCAGUAGUUGCCCUGUGUGCGGGCAGAAAUUCCUGCGCAGGAACAUCCGGCCUAACCUGCAGCUAGCCAGCUUGGUGGACACCCUUGGACAAAUGGACCAGAGCACCAUGAAGUGGGAUCAGUGUAGGGUGCAUGGAGAGAAACUUCACCUGUUCUGUAAGGAAGAUGGAAAAGCACUUUGCUGGGUGUGUGCCCAGUCACGGAAACACCGUGACCACUCCAGGAUCCCUAUUGAGGAAGCUGCACAUGAGGACCAGGAGAAGUUCCAGGUGGCAUUACAGAAGCUGAGAAGAGAGCAGGAGUUAGCUGAGAAGUUGGAAGUCGAUAUUGCUGAGAAGAGAGCAGCCUGGAAGGCAAGGGUUGAGACACAAAAAUCAAGGAUUCACGCAGAGUUUGUGCAGCAGAGAAACUUCCCGGCUGAAGAAGAAGAGAAGCAGCUGCAGAAACUUGAGAAGGAUGAGAGAGAUCAGCCCAGAAUCCUGGGGGAGACUGAGGCCCAUCUGGCCCAGAAAAGCCAGACCCUGCAGGAGCCGAUCUCAGAGCUGGAGAAGAGGAGUCGGGGCCCAGUACUGGAACUGCUUCAGGUCUCAAAUUCUCUUUCCCUCAGAAGUGAGGCCUGGAACCCGAAGGAACUAGGUGUUGUUUCCCCAGACCUGAGGAAUGACUUCCGUGUGCCAGGGCUGAAGAAGAUGCUGAGGACACACGGAGUACAUGUCACUCUGGAUCCAGACACAGCCAGUCCGUGGCUCAUCCUUUCUGAGGAUAAGAGACAAGUGAAGCUUGGAGACACCUCCCAGAACUUGCCUGAAAAUGAAGAGAGAUUUGAUAGUUAUCCCAUGGUCCUCGGUGCCCAGUGCUUCGACUCUGGAAAGCUUUACUGGGAGGUAGACGUGACCGGAAAGGAAGCCUGGGAUCUGGGAGUUUGUAGACACUCUGUCAAGAGGAAGGGACAAUUUAUGCUCAGCCCUGAGAAUGGCUUCUGGACAAUUUGGUUGCGGAACAAACAAAAAUAUGAGGCUGGCACUUCCCCCCAGACUUCCCUCGACCUUAAGGUUCCUCCUCGCCAAGUUGGGAUCUUCGUGGACUAUGAGAACCACACCGUCUCCUUCUACAACAUCACUGACCAUGGCUCCCUUAUCUACACUUUCUCUGAAUGUGCUUUUGUUGGGCCUCUGCGGCCCUUCUUCAAUACUGGUUUCAGUGACGGAGGAAGAAACGCGGCCCCUCUGACCCUGUGUCCACUGAAGCUGGGAUAGUAGGGGUCCACUAACCAUUGGUCUCUUCUGGACACUGCUGUCUGCUCCCUGUUGAUAUCCUUCCCAGUUACUGCCCCUGCCUCUUUCCAUUAACUGAGCCACCUCUGCCUCUGCAGAAGUGUCAGCAUCCCAGCAAGCAGGCCUUGACAGGGAAGUUACUGAAAGUCAAGGCCCAGUGGCUUUCAACAGCAAUAUUCCUGCCCUAGAUUGCAUAUGAUUCCCUCCAAGGAGGCCAACUACUUCUAUUUGGUCCAAAUUCAUCUGGAUCAACCAAAAACAUGUUUCCCCCUUGUUUAUGUGACUUAAAUUUUGUUUUCUUCUCUUCAUCCCUACAGCCAUUGCCUUUGGUCAGAUCUCUGUCCUAUCUUUCUUGCUUUACCAAAAGGCUUCCUGAGGGAAUUAUGCCUCAGUCUAUCCCAUUCAGAUCUCGUUUCUCAUCUACAUCUAGGAUUCUCUUUCCAACAGACAUGCACCUGAUCAUAAGUGGCUCCACAUUGCCUAUAGAAAAAUAGCCAUGGCUCAUUACCCAGAGAUUGUGUACCUUAUAAGGGAAGAUAUUAGAAAGAAUCCAUAGGUUCAGGCAUAUCGUUUCCCUGAGUCUACAGGGAACCAUAGAAUAUAACCCCAUAGCUGGUAACGAUUGUAUUACAUUUUGUGAAAUAAUAAUUUGAAAGCAUGGAAAAGUCUCAGGAAUGACUUCUCUUCGUAGCCACCAGAAUUAUGGCAUCCUGCACAUGUGAACAGAUCAGUGCUAAUAGGAAUUUAGUUGUAUCAGGCAAGAUGAGUCAUGGCAAGGCUCUCAUCCUCUUAAAAGUCUUUCAGGAAAACCUACUCUUCAAGUGCAUAUAGUCCCUGGAAAGCAGAGAAGGCCAAGCCUUUGGAGGAAACCUGAAUCUUUGACCUUGUAAGUGAAGCCAUUCCAGUCAUUCAGCAGAUGGUGAGAACCCUGCGUCUUGCCCUGGGUACCUUCCACUGCUACCUGCUCCCCCUCAGGAUCUUCUUGGACUCAUAAUGAUUUUACUUCUAGAAUUAGGUUUACACGGUGCUGUUGGUUGCAACAUCAUACAUUUCUGUUUGAAUAUCAUCAGUUUUUCUGCUUCUGUGUCUCUAUCUUGGGGUUAGCCAAUGUAAAUAACGGUUUGUGACCUUCAAUUGCUAUACUGGUUGGAGGAGGCUAUCAUAAUGAUAAAUAAACUUAAAUAAUCUGAUUUCUCAAAAUCUGAAUGCCUUGGUAUAUUGGGUUACCCUGAUACUAGGGAAUCACACAGAUAACACACUGCCAUCCCCUUGGUCCCCACCAAAAGGAAUCGAGCAGUAGAGAUUUCACAGUAUCUCAACUAUCACCCCCACCAAUAAUCACUAACAAGUGACACAGAUACCCGCCUCCAUGUCUCACAACAAAUUUUCUUGAGAUAGAAGACACUACCAGCACCAAUUACAAUUUUGAUUAAUACAGUCCUUUAAGAUGCAAAUAUAAUCUGUUGCCUUUCUUGAUCUCCUUGAUUCUACAACUUCUUUUUGAAUUAGGAGAGGCAAAGUUUAUUACACCAACAUUUUAAAGAUAAGCUAAGGCAGAAAGAGAUGAGAACUUAAAAAUUUAUUUACUGCUCACUCUGUCUCAUACAUAUUAAAGAUCCUUUUUAAGCUUUAUUUCAUUUAGUUCUAUCAUAUCUUUAUGAUGAUACAGUCAGGCAUAAUCAGGAAAUUUAAAGAUAGGGUGUCUUCUUCAUGUAUACUUCAAAUGAAAUUUUAUUUUUCAA